CAAGCCGAAUCAAGAUAAUAACAAGAUAAUAAGCACUCCAUUUAUUGAAAUUGGACAAAUUUCAACUACAUAGUUGGAAUCUCUGCUAUUAGUUAUGGUUAAUUACCUUAACUAAAGCCUGCGGGGACUCGGGGGCCCAGUGGGGCCGCCGCCUUUAAAUCCAACGACAUCUUGCAGCAUCCCUCGCCGGGAGGCCUUGACCCUGACGCAAGCCUUGACGCAAGCACUGAUGCCGAUGCAUUGAAUCACGACCGCCCACGGCGCCAUGGAGGCCGUACAUGACGACCACUCCGGAGGCGCGAGCGUGCGCCCCGAGCCCGGCCCUGAGACUGAACCCGACCCUGAACCCGACUCUGAGCCUGAACCUGCUGCUGCCUCUCGACGCGCUCGGUCCAGCAGCAGCAGCAGCAGCAGCAGCGGACACAAGCGCAGCCUCUCAGGAUCCCUUCUGUCGAAAUUAUCCUUCCUACGUAUGACGCAGAUGGCACCGUUUGUGCCAGACACCAACCGUCACGGUUCUUCGAGGGAUGAUAACAAUGAUGAUGGUAAUGAUGAUAAUAAUAAUAGCCCUGCUCUUUCGAGCGGAGGCGGAGGAGGAAGUCGCGCGAUGGCCACCGCACUCCAGGUACAACAGCAGCAACGACGGACGAGGCGACGGCGGGGGUCACUGCGCAAAACUGCCUUGUUGGGCACGCGGUUGGAGGCUCGAGAGAAAAAACUCGGCGUGGGACCUAGCCGGGCGAUGGAGAUGAUGAGCGGCGACGUCACGGUGCGAGGGUUCCCGGGCGGCCAGCAGCAACAAGAGAACUUUGGAAGCAAAUUCAUUACGACGACUACUACUCGCAGUAGUGGUAGCAAUAGUAGUAGUGGCGGGCCGAGCUGGACGCUGGUCAGUUCACGAUCCUCUGCUACUGCUGCUGCUGCUGUUGCUGCUGCUACUACAUACAAGGCGACGGAGCUGGAUGGGAAUACAUCUGAUGAUGAGGGGGUGAGCUUUCCUCGAAAGACCACGAGCAAUAAUAAUUCAACGAAUAAGAAUCCUAGCACCGAUCUCAAUCUACACAUCGCUACGACCCCCUCGUCGAGCUUAGACUCAUACUUCCCCGACUUGCCCGCUGUGAGGCCGUACCGGCCGCCGCCCCUGCGGACGCAAUCACCGCUCGUGACGCCGAUUGAGAUGGCUACGCCCACCAGCGGCAGCGGGACUGGAAUCAAAGCCUCAAGCAGCAUUAUCAGUGGUAGCAGUGGCGGCGGCAGCAGCAGCAAAGAGCUACGGAUGAGCUGGGACUACGCGGAAACAGAGUGGUGGGGGUGGAUCAUCCUCGCCGUGACCUGGCUGGUUUUCACGCCGUACGCUCCCCCCGAGCUCGAGGAUGAUCCCACUCUCCCCAUUGUAGGCUAUUACCCUGCGCUGAUCAUCUUGACGGCCGUCAUGUCAUGGGUGUGGGUGGUUGUUGCUUGGGUGGGGAUGAAAUACUUCAAGCAUGCAAAUAUCUCGGGAGAAGACACUUGAAUUUCUUUUUUGUCCUUUUUGUAUUCAUACCAUAAUAACGCAUGAUACCUCAUUUUAUUAACUUAUAGAAUUCGAUUAACGCCUAUAUGCUAUGCAGACUAUGGUUCCAUUCAACCCCCCCCCCCCCCCGGGAAACUAAACAAAAAAAAUCCGAGUCUCUCUUGUCUUUUUCUCACGCCGACUCAAGCAACAACAGCAGUCUUCUCAGCGAGAGAUGGGCAGGGGGGAGUGGACUGUGGUUGGACGGUCUUCCCCGGUGCGGUACUGACCAGCCCCUUGGACACGGCGAAGCACGAGGAGCGGUCGUGGUUCGUGUUCUCAUCGUAGAACUCGUCCAGGAUCGGGUGGAGGAGGACUGUCUGUUUGUGGAUAGUCACGAUUGAAUUGGUGGGGACAGAGACCCAGUUAUCUAGAAGAAAAAGCAUUAGUCUCCAAUAUAUAUAUAAGUAGAUGUAUUUAUA
Penicilliopsis zonata CBS 506.65 is the source of this 1974-nucleotide messenger RNA. RefSeq lists its product as hypothetical. The record is from RefSeq and is a predicted model, not a curated record. The transcript has 2 exons. Lineage: Eukaryota; Fungi; Ascomycota; Eurotiomycetes; Eurotiales; Aspergillaceae. Bases 266 to 1513 code for a protein of 415 amino acids.